AGGCGUUUCUGGUUUUGACUUUUAUUUUUAAUUAUGCUUCAAAAUCGCUUCCAUAGACAGGAUCCAAUUACCACGACACACAAAGAACUAGCCAUCAAUCAAACUGUGUCUGAUUGAUGGUUCCUGGUAGCCUUUUAUUUUAGGGACAUACCGGCUGUGUGUCUCUCAUUCAGACUCAAUUUUUCCUGUUUAAUUCCUGUAAUUCUUUUCUGGAAAAUGCAUGUCCUCUUAAUUUAUACAUUAUACCUCUCUUGUUUUAGGCAAAAACGGAAUUUUCUUUGACUACUUUGGUCUUCAUGUUAGAGAAGGAAGCAUUUUCUUUAAUGUGGAAUUGUGGGACAUAGCAAACCCUGCUAAACCUGAUCUGACAGUGCUCCACAUUCUGUUGCUACUGCUUUCCACAAAAGUCUGAAAUGCUCCAUGUGAAACUGAAGCUUGGUUGAGAGUUUCAUCUGCAGUCACAAAGUACUUUUACAUGUGUAAAUGGAAUAUAAAAACUAGCCCCACAGGUCCACAAUGGGCAAACAUUGGAGCAAGAUUUUGAUAAAUAUCUUUGUGUGCAAAUGUACACACUUGUUUUCCAACGGGGGAAACCAGUCUAUUUCAUUCUAUUUCUAUCAGGUCAAAUCAGGUGACUAGUCCAGCUGAUUGAAGGCUGAAUAAUGUUGUCAUAGGUUUUGGUUAGGAGCUUUAGACGAACAUAUUGACAUUACAUGGACGACUCUCUAGAUACCCUCUAUCUGUGAGACUUAUUUUGAAAGGCCCCACAGGAAGUGUAGGGUUCAUCUUUCAGCUGCUCUCAGUCAAGAGACCCCCCCCCCCCCUCCUUGUGCUGUCGGCAGACAGACAGUCAUUGCAACAUUAAGUCUUCAUCUUCAGUCCAAACGGAUCACACAUCUGCGAGCAUUCAUGGCAAAAUGGGGGGAAGGAGAUCCUCGCUGGAUUGUUGAGGAGAGAGCUGAUGCAACAAAUGUCAACAACUGGCACUGGACAGAAAGGGAUGUCUCUGCCUGGUCUUCAGAUCGCCUACGUCAGCUCCUGCUCAGCAUUCGGGUGGAGGGACCUGAAGGAGUCUGCCUGAUGACUGAGGUCAGCAAGUUAGAUGGAGAAGCCUCCAUCAACAACCGCAAAGGAAAACUCUUCUUCUUCUACGAGUGGCAGCUGAAGGCCAGCUGGCUGGGAACAUCAGUUGGUGGAGUGAAGUACAGAGGUACUGUAGAGGUCUCCAACCUGUCCGACGAGAACGAUGAAGAUGACCUGGAUAUCAAUGUGUCUCUGUGUAAGGAUCAGCCCAACACACCACUCCUUGACCUCAUGAAAAGGACAGGGGUUAAAGAGGUCCGCAGAGUUCUGACCAAGUACGUUCAGGACCUUAAAUCAGAGUUUAGUCAGGGGAUGAUUCUUCCAACUGCUGAUGGGAAAGAUCCAUCAGUUCCUGCAAAAGCCAAGCGGAACUUUGUCAAAACCAGAACUCAGAUUACCCCAUCUCAAAAGAGCUUGUCCAGCCCGACCCAAACUUCCACAGGAGUCCUUAUCCCAACCUGUGGGUUCAACCUUCAAGAAAGUUUCCGGACUUCUGCUGAAGAACUUUAUGAGACCUUUAUCAACCAAGAGUUUGUGCAAGUUUUUACAAGACUGCCGGCAGCUGUGGACAGCAGGAAAGGCGGGAAGUUCUGGCAUCUGGAUGGAAGUGUCCACGGAGAGUUCACAGAGCUGGUGCCCCACCAGCGCAUUCACAUGAAGUGGCGCUUCAGGACGUGGCCCAGUGAACACUUUGCUGCUGUCAGUCUGGAGCUGGAGGAUCAUGGAGAUGAGACGGAGCUGAGAAUGGAGUGCCGAGGGGUCCCUGCAGGCCAAGAGGGGUCCACCGAGGAGGGUUGGAAGCGCUUCUACUUUAAUGCUAUUAAGCAAGCCUUUGGAUACUGAGCCGUUGAUCCCUAUGGCUCGUCUGUCAGGCUCCCUAUCAGACUGUUCAGGGAAAUCAUGUUCAUCUUGUUGCUGAGCAGCAGGAUGAAGUGCUGCUCAGUCACUUCAUCACUGCUGAAGCACGUUGUUCACCUUUUGGGGUUGUCACAGUGACUCGGUCCGGAUACCCUUCCUGACCCAACCCUGUAUUUGGGUUGGGUCAGGGAGACCCAGACAGGCAGCAGGAUGAAGGCUCUUGCCUGAGGACCCACACUGGAUUUGUUUUUUGUUUUCUGCCAACUGAGCCAUCCAGCUGCUCAUCACCGUUAAAGCACAUUGAAUGUCAUUAGAUGGACACACAAUGACAUGCUCCACUCCUCAGUGUUUUCACUCCCCCUUCACUCACACACAUCUGGGAUCAACAGUCAAGCAGGUGUCAGACGCCAGGCACAAAUAUUUCAACAUUUCUGUACAUUUAUUUUUUCUACAAAUCCUUUCUUUUUUAAUAUCUAAGAAGUGUCGCUUGAACAUCUCAGAACAUCUCAGCAGAGGGUCCCUGCAUUUAAAAGGUGAAACCAGCAACCCUCUUCUCUGACUUAGUCUGCUUUAAAAGCGUGGAGUCUGAUUAAAAAAUGAUUAUCAGCUUCAUUUCUGGUUUCUGAAAGAAUGUUCUGGUGGGUUCUAACACACUGAAGACACACUGUGUAUGUGUACGUUUUUGUUUUCAAUUUACAUUCAAAUAUAACAUGAAAUAAACGCUUGAUUCAGAAUAAAAUCCGAUUAAAACCA
Messenger RNA from Oryzias latipes (Japanese medaka), 2694 nucleotides. Its product is annotated as activator of HSP90 ATPase activity 1. The record is from RefSeq and is a predicted model, not a curated record. Gene Ontology annotation, biological process: positive regulation of ATP-dependent activity; protein folding. NCBI's taxonomy places the organism in Eukaryota, Metazoa, Chordata, Actinopteri, Beloniformes, Adrianichthyidae. Gene Ontology annotation, cellular component: cytosol. Gene Ontology annotation, molecular function: protein-folding chaperone binding; ATPase activator activity.